GUAUACAUUAGAAUUUGGGACUAGUUUUAUACAAUAAAUAAUCGAAACUCAGUAUUUCAUAAACUAUACAUUUGUGAAUACAUUUUUUGUUGAAAAAAAUGGAAGAAAUUAAAAAUGUCACGCAUGCUAAUGGAACGGUAAAUGUGCACUUUGGUAGUCAGUCGAUAGAAUUCGAGAGUAUUUGGCUGAGAGAUAAUUGCAGGUGUUCAAAAUGCUAUCGUUCUGAUACAUUGCAAAGAGUAUGGCACAUAUUAGAAAUACCAGAUUCAAACAUUGUUGGCCUAACAUUUGAUAAGGAUCACGUUUAUGUCACUUGGGAUGAUGACCACGAGUCUAUUUAUCAAGCUGAUUUCUUAAUAUAUUUCGAUUACAAAACCUGGACGAAAAAACUCAGACGUCAGCCCAUGUUAUGGCAUGGAGAAAAAGUUUCCGAGAACAUAGCAAAAGUUUCUUGCGAUGAUUUUCUAAACACUAAGGAUGGCGCAACCGCAGUAUUUAAGUCUAUACUGGAUUAUGGGGUUGCACUAAUUGAAAAUGUCGAAACAACAAUGGAGGCCACUGAAGUUAUAUGCAAAGCAUUAGGAGGCGUACAACAUACAAUGUUUGGAGGGAUGUGGCUUGUUCACAAUAAAUUUGAACACGCGGACACCGCCUAUACUAACAUACCAUUAGCGGCUCAUACUGAUAAUACUUAUUUCACUGAAGCAGCUGGACUACAGAUUUUUCAAGGACUAGAGCACACUAAUGGCAGCGGUGGAGAAACUAUUUUAGUCGAUGGUUUUUACGGUGCUAAACGUUUGAAAGAAGAAUAUCCAGAGGAUUACGAAUUUCUCACGACAUUUGAAGUUGACGCUGAGUAUUUGGAAGACGGCCAUCACCAUAGAUAUUCUGCACCAGUUAUUAUCCUUGACAAAAACAAAGAUGUUAUACAAAUAAGGUUUAACGUAUACGACCGUACUCCAAUGGCGUUCUCUAGUCGUGAAGAAUGUAAAGCGUAUUACAGAGCACUGAAAAACUUGUCGAAAUAUUACGAAAAUCCCUCUAACCAAUGGAAGAUAAAACUUACUCCAGGUGUUGUGAUUGCAAUUGACAACUUCCGAGUACUGCAUGGAAGAACCAGCUUUACUGGAAACAGAGUGCUUUGUGGUAGUUACGUGGCGCGGUCAGAUUGGUUGGACAAGGCGCGAACAUUACAACUCAUCGAGUAGUUCAAAUAAAUAAAAAUUGUUCGUUUUUAUUUCCUUUUCAUCGUAUUAAAAGGCAGAUAGUUCUCUAUAA
Messenger RNA from Papilio polytes (common Mormon), 1278 nucleotides. RefSeq names its product trimethyllysine dioxygenase, mitochondrial (gene Tmlh). Gene Ontology annotation, biological process: carnitine biosynthetic process. Lineage: Eukaryota; Metazoa; Arthropoda; Insecta; Lepidoptera; Papilionidae. Gene Ontology annotation, molecular function: iron ion binding; trimethyllysine dioxygenase activity. The transcript has 8 exons. The record is from RefSeq and is a predicted model, not a curated record. Gene Ontology annotation, cellular component: mitochondrion. Bases 99 to 1208 code for a protein of 369 amino acids.